AGGAGUACGGUAAAGAAAUUGACUUCCGGGUUGUGUUUUCCUUAUUCAUACAAAGUGUAUGACCGUUAAACACUCCAAUAGCGAUCAAUAAGACAGAGAAUUUUCAAAGAAGUAUGAGAAAUGGAUGAGGACUUGCAGUCCUAGGAAGCGGUAUAACCUUUCAUAGACUGCCUGGCGGUGAAUCUCGGGAAUUUCCAUCACCAUGGCGAUGACUAAGGUGAAGAAGCUUCAAAUGUGGUGUAAGACGAUAGUGGAAGGGUAUCGGGAUGUCUCUGUGACGGACAUGACGUCAUCAUGGAAGGACGGACUGGCAUGCUGUGCUAUCAUCCAUCGCUUUAGGCCAGACCUCAUAGAUUUUGAUUCACUGUCGAAGGAAAAUGUUUUUGAGAACAAUCAGUUGGCUUUUGAGGUGGCUGAGAACGAGUUGGGGAUUCCAGCAUUACUGGAGGCUGAGGACAUGGUAGCGAUCCGGGUUCCAGACAGACUCAGUGUGGUUACCUACGUAUCCCAGUACUACAAUUACUUUCAUGACAAACCACAGUUGGGCGGACCUGGUGUACAGAAGACCAGUUCCUUAAAACGACACAAGACUCACGAGGAUUCACCAGGUCCACAACCGAAACGAAUGACGCCUCAAAAACAAACCAAUGACCAAACAAUCGAGAAGAAGAGUUCCAUUGGUGAUAAAUGUACACUCUGCCAUGAGAAGGUGUACCUUAUGGAGAGAUUGAUGGAGAACAAUAAACUCUACCACCGUACAUGCUUUCGACAGAGUGAUUUGUCUCCAACAAGCAAGAUAUAUGCUCGUCCAAAUUCACCAGAACAGCAGAGCUACUGGCAAAAGCGUGCUAAGGGUAGCGGAAAAUCUCAAAACCUUGCAGCUAGGUUGAAUGUUUUGAAAGAGAGUACACCUUCUGCUAAACCAUCUGUUGAUCACUCACAAGUAUCAAACAAAAUAGAGAGUAAAGACACUUCGCCAAAAAAACAGGUGCUACCAGAGAAACACCCUCAAACAAUCAAGUCAGACACUACAUCAAAAUCGGUUUCUCCGAACAGAAAUGUGAUUAGUGAGAAAACAGCAAUUCAGGUGUCACCACGUAUACCAAGAAAGAAACCUCACCCCAUGGAUACCUCCAUUGCUUCCCCUGGACAGAACUCUCCUGCGUCCCCAAGGGAACAAUCUCCAGUGUCUGUAGGGGGUAAGCUAAAACCAAGAGCCACACCUAGGGGUAGUAUCAAAUCAAAAGAUGACUCCAAGUCUGUUGUUGUUCCCCCCAGGAAAAAGUCUCCUAAAGCAACAAAUGUGCCAUCUGUUUCCCCACCUCCGUUACCUGCCUCCUUGCCCCCUUCUUUGCUGUCAAAGGGAGGUAAGCAGGACCUGAAUCAUUCCACUUCUCUUGUAUCUCCCCCAGUCCCCAAAAAUAAAGAACCCUCAGUGGAGAAACAUUCAUCAGGAAUGAUGCCUCCCCCUAGAACAAAGUCUCCACCGAGGUUAAAGUCUUCAUCUAAUUUUGAAUCUCCUAUGGAAACAUCUGCUUCUCCUGUGAAUUUUAAAACUGACAGAAAUAAAGCUGUUUCUCCAGUGAAUUCACAAACUCCAUCUGAUCUUAAAUCUAGAAACACCCCAGUGUUACUAUCAAAGAAUGAAAAAGAAGAGCCAGUAGUAGAUACAACACCACCUAAAAAACCUCCAAGGUCACUACCAAGGGGGACAACUCCUAGGGAUAUGGAGGAAGUUGGAAGGCUCCCAAAACAAGAUAUUUCACCUGCAACAAAACAAAGAGAAGAAGGAAAUGUGUUGAGAGGACUUCUUAAGAAUCUAGCGAAUGUACGAAAUAAAGAGGAAGGUGUAAAUUCCUCAGAACACAAAGACAAAAUGACCUCAGACACAUCUCAUGCCGAUAAGCCAAAACUGGUGCCCGACGGUGAACAGCCAAAACAUCGUGUGAUGAAGCGUGUAGUGAUACCUCCCUAUAAAACGGAGGCUGAAAAAUCUACAGGAAAUGAAAUAAAGGAUGUAAAAGCACCCGUCAGGCCGUCUAAACAGCCAGGAGAGAACCAACCACUGAAUGAAAUUAACACACAAGAUAAUGUCCCUGCUUGGAAGAAUCGUGGGAUUCAGCUUGAUAAGACAAACAACGAUGAUGAUAGAAAGUUAGGUGGAGGGAAAGACACAAAAAAUAUAGAAAAUUUGGAUGUCGGCAAAGUUGAUAAAAAAACAAAAGAUAAAAUAGAUAUUAAAGAUCGACCUGUCAGACCAAAGACUCCAGAGAUCGUGUCAAAGAAAGUUGGCAGGGAUGAAGAUAGUAAGGGGCAGUGGAAGGCAGAGAGAAGUGUUAGUAAAUGGCAGUCAGAGGGAGAGAAAAGUGUGGCUAAUACAGAUUCACAAGCUGGAACACACAAAAUAGCUGUGAAUAAAACAGAUGUACAAAAAUCAGUAGAAAACAACAUGGCUCAGCCAGAAGAGAAAUCGGGGAAGAAACCUCAACUGAAGAACAAAGUUACGAUUCCUCCACCGGAAACUGACACAGAAAAACCAGGAAAUUUUAGAAAAAAUUUAAAGAAAAUUACGGUAAAUACAAAAUUUGAUUUUGAAGAAACAGAUUUGAAGGAGAGCUCUAAAUCACCUCCUCCACGCCCCCCUCAACCGUCUCCUCACAAUAUUAAGGAGCCAAGACGUUCCAUUAAGAAACAAAAACCUCCAACCACCCCAAGAUCUCCUGGCUGGCUGAAAGAUGGAGACUUCCGGAAAAUGUCGCCAAUGGAAAUCCAAAGUGAACUAGCCCACAUUGACUCAAAAUUGACAGAUCUUGAGAAACGUGGACGCCGUUUGGAAGACUCUAUCAGAAAAGCCCCUGAGGAGGAUGAAACAAUGAUGAUGGAAUGGUUUCAGAUGGUCAAUGACAAAAAUGAAUUGGUCAGGAAGGAAGCAGACCUUAUAUAUGCAUCUAGGACACAGGAACUAGAGGACGAACAACAAGAUAUUGAUAGGCAAAUCCGAGAGCUGCUGGAAAAACCAGAUGGAGAAAAAACAGAGGAGGAGAAACAGGAGGAAGAGCUACUAUUACAGAAACUGAUAGACGUUGUCAAUCAACGCAGUAUUAUCGUGGACAGUCAGGAUGACGACAGAAUCAGAUAUCUGGAAGAGGACCGUGAUAUUGCUGUCAUGCUUGAAUCAAAAGGUUUUGCAAAGAAAAUAGGCUGAAUCAACACAGCAGAACUGAAAGAAUGUGACAACAGUGGAAUCUUCGUUAAUGUACAUCUCUAUGUAUCAGCUACCGCACCUUAGCAGACUGCCUACAAUCAAAGUUCAGAAUUGAACAUGUUUUUAUGAUGGUGGAGUUAACUACUGCAAACAUUCCAGUGACUUUGUUCGUUAUAUGCUAGCCUUGCCAUAGGGUCUUAAAUGUUUUCUUUUCAAAAUGCUGCUAGUCUUGAUACAGCUAAGCAGGUUUUGAGUUGAUUUUGUUUUGGGCAUUGUUGGGUCAAGAAAUGGUAGAUAGUUUGGAUGAAGUAUGUGGCCCUUCAGACCCAAGCAUCUGGUAUUGUUAGUUCUAUAUUCAUAAAUGAAUCAGAUUUUUAAUCAGUGUUCCCGAAUAAUGCAAAGGAGAGCCCUUUGAAAUCAGGAGUGUAAGUCUUGAAUUUCAUUAAUAUGUUUGGUUUUUGACCCUCAUUUAGGGGUAAUGGGGAACAUUAUUUAGCUUCAUGAAUGUUCCUGGAAAUAUUUCUUGGUUAAACAUGAACCAAAGAUAUAAAUCGUAUGGCGUCCAUCCUUUAACGUCCUGCAGGAUAGGGCUAUAUUAGAUACAGAAACUGUCAUCAGACUUGGUUAUGAUGAAAAUGAUAUCUCUUUAUCGAUAAAAAUCAGUUGGAUGAAAUUCAUCUCCGAUUUUCAUAGGUAAAUUUUGAAGAUUGGAAAUCUAAGAGUAUAUUCUGACCACUAAACCUGAGGGGCCACACACUAAAACAGUGAGAUAGGCUAACAAUUCAUCUACCUAUUUCUACAGACCCAUAUAUUUGUAGUUGUAGAGUGCUAGAGUUUUAUGAGAGGGAAGAUGUCAAGGUGCUUUAUCAAAAUUGUAAAUGUCAAAAUAUUAAUACUCCUGCUGGAAGGGAGUUUGUGUUUAUGUCUUGAUAAAUUUUUGUUACUUUUUUAUUGCUAGGAAAUAAGUUAUUACUAUAGUUAAUUGACUGUUUGUUUGGUGGUCUGGUAAUUACCAUAUGAGAAGUUUACCCAAACUUCACAACUUUAAGGAUCUAUAUACAUUUUAUGAUAAAUUUAAGUACACUGUACAAGAAAUUUCAAGGAUCUGUGAACAUUUUAUGAUAAUUUUAAGUACACUUUACAAGAAAUUUCAAGGAUCUGUGUACAAUUUAUGAUAAAUUUAAGUACACUGUACAAGAAAUUUCAAGGAUCUGUGAACAUUUUAUGAUAAAUUUAAGUACACUGUACAAGAAAUUUCAAGGAUCUGUGAACAAUUUAUGAUAAAUUUAAGUACACUGUACAAGAAAUUUCAAGGAUCUGUGAACAAUUUAUGAUAAAUUUAAGUACACUGUACAUAUAUUGGAAGGCUGUACAUAUGUUUUAUAACGAGUACUAGAAAUUGUGUACAACACUUUUAAAACCUUUGGUAUAUAUUGGUGUUGUCUACUGGUGCCAUGUCUGUAUUAAUUUUCUGCAAAGCCACAGCUGCCAUAUUUAGCAUUUUCUAAACUUGUUAACUGCACUUAGAAUCUGAUAUAUCAACAUACAUAUCAAAAUAAAUAAUUUAAUAAAAAUUGCGAUAACAAUGUUAGAUAUUUAUACACAGCUGUAUGCCUUGCUACACUAAGCUGGGUAGUAGCUGUACAAGUCUCCAUUUUUCUGUAUGUCAGACUGUCUGACAACACUAGUGACUAUAUUUCUUUACAAAAUUUCAGCUUUACAGCUUUUUUCUGCUUGGAAUAGAUCUGGGACAAGUUUCUGUACUUGAAUGAUCAUUUACAGGGCAUUAAAUAGAAGAAUUUCACAAUCAUAACAUCCUUUAUACAACACAUUUCAUCGAAAAACCUGAGUGGACCUUAAUGCGUUGACCUUGGAUUUUUAGAACUGCCUGAUAAAAAUUUCAAGAUCACUAUUUUCUAAAAAUAGAAUUUCACUCUCUCAGCCCUCUUUAUCACCCAACUAGAUCUAUUUUCAAUCAAACUAAACACACCUGUUUGUCCUUGACAUACCUUUAACAGUAUUUAAAGUGCUGAUAUUCUUAUUGGUCAGAAGAUUGAGGUCAUAAUUUUUACAAAAAAAAAAAGAAUUGACUGAAAAUUGCAUGUGUUUAUAUAAUCAGCUCGACUGAUUGAGAUGAAACUUAAGAUCUUGUUUUGGAAUUUCUCUGUUCAAGGAUUAUGACAUUUUUUAACUGAGGUCAUGUUUACUGUUAAUACUGUUGUCGUUUCUAUGGUAAAACAAAGUUUACUAUUGUGAAAGUUUGUUUAUAGUUUAUCAUCUACGUUAUAU
Molecule: messenger RNA, 5494 nt
Organism: Ylistrum balloti
Lineage: Eukaryota; Metazoa; Mollusca; Bivalvia; Pectinida; Pectinidae
Product: MICAL-like protein 1
Exons: 12
Coding region: 203-3205 (1000 amino acids)
Molecular function (GO): protein binding
Source: RefSeq, a predicted model, not a curated record